Adineta steineri is the source of this 849-nucleotide messenger RNA. The record is from the annotation of a GenBank genome assembly. Lineage: Eukaryota; Metazoa; Rotifera; Eurotatoria; Adinetida; Adinetidae.
AUGAUCGAGUCGACCCCAUUUACAAUUGUUACUAAUACUACUGAUGCAUCUGGAAAUAUAACAACACAAUUGACAGGCUAUUUUCCUGAUUUACUCGAACUUUUAAGAGAACAAAUGGGAUUUAUUCCCGAUAUUCAAUUAGCAUCAGCCAAUCAAACAUAUAAUGGAGUUUAUGAUAUCGUCAUAGCUGAUCUUGCAGAAACUUCUACACGUCGAACUAAAGUUGAUUUUUCCAACACAAUAUUUGAUUGUUCGUUACGUAUUAUGAUACGAAAACAAUCAAAUGCAAAUGUCGAUUUGUUUUCUUAUUCAAGACCAUUUUCACAUAAUCUUUGGCUCAUAGUUUUAGAAUCAAGUAUCUAUGCCGUUAUUUUAAUCUAUUUCUUAGAACGAUGUUGUAACGGAUCACUACAAAAUCGAUCUCGAUUUUCAGCUAUUGAAAUGAAUUUUCAUGCUAUUACAGCUCUUGGUCGGUUUAUUACGGCUGGUUUAUAUACAUUAAGUUUAAUACUUGUAUCAUCGUAUACUGCAAAUUUAGCAUCAAAUUUAACAAUAUCGAAAUCAAACGAUAUUGUCUCUGGACUUGAUGAUCUUAAAAAUGGUAAAGUUUCAUAUUCUCGUAUUGGAAUUUAUGUUGGAACAUCGAUGGAAGAUAUUUAUUUGAAUGAAAUAUCUGGAGGAAAAAGAAAUUUCUAUCCUAUUCAAACUUCCGAACAAAUGUAUAAUGCUUUAUUAGUAGGAAUUAAUGAUGUUAAAAUUGUAGAUAUUGGCGAAGGUGAAUAUGUGACCAAGAAUAUUCAUUGUAAUUUAACACUAGUAGGGACAGGUGUUUAUGCGGUUGAAAUGUGA